CGAGCAAUAAUUUUGAAUCUCUUUUCCUCAAUCGAUUUUAUCUUUAUUUUUCCUUUAUUUUCUAAAAAUGCUUGGUCGGCUCAUUCCCAGGACAUUGCGGUCAGCACCCCUGGCCUCAGCACGGUACAACGGCGCAGGCUUUGCCAAAGGUCUCCAGCAGCAGCGGAAUUACUCUUCAGACAAGGACAUGCCGACUGCCAGAACCACAGGCAAUGCCGCGACCCCCAGCGGCGAAAGCGACAAGAAGAGCACGCCAGUAAGUUUGAGUUCACUCUUGGAGAGCCUGAACAUGCAGGGCAACGGCAGCAGCAACCCCAGUAGUGGCAGCAGCGGCUUGGGAAAGUUCAGCAGCCUUCUUUCCUCGGGUGAGUCACCCUUGAAGGGCGAUAUCGCAGGGUUCACGGGCACGGGGCGGUUUGGAGGCACAGCGGGCCGCGGGCGCGUCGAGGAGGACGAGAGCGAUCCGAUGCGCAUGCUGAUACUGCAUGUUCACGCGUCAUCGAACAAUACGAUUCUGUCGCUGACGGAUGCCGAUGGUCGUGUGCUGGUUAAUGCUAGUGGUGGAACGGUAGGAUUCCGUAAGGCGCAGAGGGCUGGGUUUGAGGCUGCGUAUCAGGCGACGGCGUCGAUUGCGACUACGAUUAAGGACCGCGGCAUUAAUGUGCGCAAGGUUGAGUUGAGGCUCAAGGGAUUCGGCGCAGGCAGAGAUGCGGCAUUCAAGGCCGUGCAUAGUGUUACGAACUGGGUUGUCUGCCGCGUGGUCGACACGACGCCUAUUCCGUUCAACGGAUGCCGCCCGAAGAAGGCCCGGAGACUGUGAGAGAAGUUUGUUAAGUAUAUUUAUACGAAAAAAUUGAAUACAUGAAACCAACUAAAAAAACGUAUAUU
Messenger RNA from Kickxella alabastrina, 888 nucleotides. RefSeq lists its product as uncharacterized. Gene Ontology annotation, molecular function: small ribosomal subunit rRNA binding; mRNA 5'-UTR binding; structural constituent of ribosome. The record is from RefSeq and is a predicted model, not a curated record. NCBI's taxonomy places the organism in Eukaryota, Fungi, Kickxellomycota, Kickxellomycetes, Kickxellales, Kickxellaceae. Gene Ontology annotation, cellular component: ribosome; mitochondrial small ribosomal subunit. Bases 68 to 820 code for a protein of 250 amino acids. Gene Ontology annotation, biological process: maturation of SSU-rRNA from tricistronic rRNA transcript (SSU-rRNA, 5.8S rRNA, LSU-rRNA); ribosomal small subunit assembly; translation. The transcript has a single exon.